UGACCGAGAAAGAGUACAGGGAGAUAUAGACAACAGAGAGGAGAGAGGAGUGUUGUGGAAGAAACGAGUGCCUACCCAGCAGGUUAUGAAGAGGACCAGUAGGACCUGGACUAGCUGAGCAGGUGAAUCGCUAGCUGACCUGGUGGAAUACAGCACUGAAAGCAACCAUCUUCACUUGGGCUAGGAUCUGGACGACCAGGUCAAGUUGGGGGUACAGUAGCUGGCUGGCUGAAGAGGCCAUUUUAGCGACCAUCUUCCCUUCCUCCAAAUUCCCCAGGUAGAGCCAAGAUGGCGGAGAGUGGCGGCGAGCCUAACCUGCAGUCCUACAUUAUGGACGAGGAAACUCUGAAGAGGAAGCAGAAGGAGAAGCUGAAGAAGCUCCUGGCCACGGGGGGAAACCCUCGGCCCGCACGCUCCCUCUUCUUCCUCACAUUGAAGAACCCCUUCCGCAAGGCUGCCAUCAACAUUGUGGAAUGGAAACCGUUUGAGAUCAUCAUCCUGCUGACCAUCUUUGCCAACUGUGUGGCCCUGGCUGUGUUCCUGCCCAUGCCUGAGGAGGACAGCAAUAACACCAACAGCAACCUGGAAAGUCUGGAGUACAUCUUCCUCAUCGUCUUCUCCAUAGAGUGCUUUCUAAAAAUAAUAGCCUAUGGAUUUCUAUUUCACGAGAAUGCGUAUCUGCGGAACUGUUGGAACAUACUGGAUUUUGUCUGUGUAUCUGUGGGACUGUUUGCAGUCAUCGGGGACUUCAUCACCUAUAUCAGUGGUGUGGAGGCUCAACCAGGGGACAAGGGAGGAGGCUUCGACAUGAAGGCCCUCAGGGCAUUCAGGGUGCUCCGGCCCCUCAGGCUGGUCUCUGGAGUCCCCAGCCUGCAGGUGGUGAUGAACUCCAUCCUGAAAUCCAUGCUACCUCUGUUUCACAUCUCCCUGCUGGUCUUCUUCAUGGUCACCAUCUACGCCAUCGUGGGACUGGAGCUGUUCAAGUGCAAGAUGCAUAAAACCUGCUACUACACAGGCACAAAUAUCAUAGCCACAGUGGAGAAUGAGAAGGCAUCUCCAUGUGCCCAGGCCGGUAAUGGUCGGCGCUGCACCAUCAACGGGACAGUGUGUAGGGCGGGAUGGGCCGGACCCAACAACGGCAUCACACACUUUGACAACCUGGGCUUCGCUAUGCUCACUGUCUACCAGUGCAUCACUACCCAGGGCUGGACCGACGUGCUCUACUGGGUGAAUGAUGCCAUCGGUAUGGAGUGGCCGUGGAUGUACUUUCUGACACUCAUCUUGGUUGGCUCCUUCUUCGUACUCAACCUGGUUCUGGGCGUGCUCAGUGGUGAAUUCACUAAGGAGCGAGAGAAGGGUAAGGCGCGUGGAGAGUACACAGAGAUGAGGGAGACCCAGCAGCUGGAUGAGGAUCUGAAGGGCUACAUGGAGUGGAUCACACAGGCCGAAGUCAUGGACGCCGACGGGGAAGGACAGGGCCUGCUAAUGCUGGAGGAUGGAGAAUCUGAGGCAGGGAGCCUAAAGGACAUGGACACCAUGCAAAAAAUCAUGUACUACUACAAGCUGGCUCGUAAAUGGAACAUUUUCUUCCGGCGUAAGUGUCUUGUGUAUGUGAAGUCCCGUAUGUUCUACUGGUGGGUGAUCCUUCUGGUGUUCCUGAACACGCUGGCCAUCGCUACUGAACACCACAAGCAGUCCCAGCAACUCACCGAGUGGCAAGACACUGCCAACAAGGUGCUGCUGUCUCUGUUCGCCAUUGAGAUGUUUAUGAAGAUGUACGCCCUGGGUCUCCAGCAAUACUUCAUGUCUCUGUUCAACCGCUUUGACUGCUUCGUGGUCUCCACCGGCAUUCUGGAACUCGUCCUGGUCGGCAUGGACGUCAUGACCGUCAUGGGGAUCUCUGUGCUGCGCUGCAUUCGACUACUCAGGCUGCUCAAAGUAACCAAGUACUGGACGUCUCUCAGUAAUCUGGUGGUGUCCCUGCUGAACUCAACCCCCUCGAUCGCCUGCCUGCUCCUCCUCCUCUUCCUCUUCAUCGUCAUCUUCUCUCUGCUGGGCAUGCAGGUGUUCGGGGGGAAGUUCAACUUCCCCAAUGCGCCCAAACCCCGCAGCACCUUUGACAGCUUCCCCCAAGCUCUCAUCAGUGUCUUCCAGAUCCUGACGGGGGAGGAUUGGAACUCUGUGAUGUAUGAUGGCAUCAUGGCGCAUGGCGGUCCCACCAUGCCCGGGAUCCUCGUCAGCAUCUACUUCAUCAUCCUCUUCGUCUGCGGAAACUACAUCCUGCUGAAUGUGUUCCUGGCCAUCGCUGUGGACAACCUGGCGGAGGCUGAGAGUCUGACCAUGGCCCAGAAGGAGAAGUCUGAGGAGAAGAAACGCAAAAAGCUGCUCAGGGCUAACAUGCCUGACAAGGCCACAGAGGAGAAAGCCCUCCUGGCCAAGAAGCUUGCAGCGGAGAGAGCCAAAAUAGAGGGGAUCCCUACCACAGCCAAGCUGAGAGUGGACGAGUUUGAGUCCAACGUGAACGAGAUCAAGGACCCCUUCCCGCCUGCUGACUUCCCUGGUGACGAUGAGGAGGAGGAGCCUGAUAUCCCUGACACCCCGAGGCCACGGCCAAUGGCAGACCUGCAGCUGAAGGAGGAGGUGGUGCCUAUUCCAGAGGCCAGCUCCUUCUAUAUCUUUAGCUCUGAUAACAAGAUCCGUAAGCUGUGCCACCGCAUCAUCAACGCCACCGCCUUCACCAAUAUCAUCCUCCUCUUCAUCCUCCUCAGCAGCAUCUCCCUGGCUGCCGAGGACCCUAUCGACCCCAUGUCCUUCAGGAACCAGGUGCUGGCCUCCGCUGAUGUGGUCUUCACCUCAGUGUUCACUGUGGAAGUUGUCCUCAAGAUGACCGUAUACGGCGCCAUCAUGCACCCCGGCUCCUUCUGCCGGAACUCCUUUAAUAUCCUGGAUCUGAUUGUGGUCAGCGUAUCCCUCCUCUCCAUGCUCAUGGAGUCCAGUGCUAUCUCUGUGGUGAAGAUCCUCAGGGUGCUGAGGGUGCUGAGGCCCCUAAGGGCCAUCAACAGGGCCAAGGGCCUCAAGCAUGUGGUCCAGUGUGUUUUUGUGGCCAUCAAAACCAUUGGCAACAUCGUGCUGGUCACCAUGCUGCUAGACUUCAUGUUCGCCUGCAUUGGAGUCCAGCUCUUCAAGGGCAAAUUCUAUGCCUGCACAGAUCCUGACAAAAUGACAGAGGAGGAGUGCAAGGGCAACUACAUUAGGUACCAGGAAGGUGCCAUCCAUCCGAUGACCAUCCAUAAGAGAGAAUGGAUCAAUGCAGAGCUCAACUUUGACAACAUCCUCGAAGGCAUGCUGGCUCUCUUCACUGUCUCCACCUUCGAGGGCUGGCCAAAGUUGCUCUACAAGGCCAUAGACUCUAACAUGGAGGAUGUGGGUCCGGUGUACAACAACCGCAUCGCCAUCUCCAUCUUCUUCAUCGUCUACCUCAUCCUCAUCGCUUUCUUCAUGAUGAACAUUUUCGUGGGUUUCGUCAUCGUUACGUUUCAGGAGCAGGGAGAGCAGGAGUACAAGAACUGUGAGCUGGAUAAGAACCAGCGUGCGUGUGUCGAGUACGCCCUGAAAGCCCGGCCGCUGCGCUGCUACAUUCCUAAGAACCCGUACCAGUACAACGUGUGGUACAUCGUCACCUCCUGCUACUUUGAGUACCUGAUGUUCCUGCUCAUCAUGCUGAACACCAUGUGUCUGGGGAUGCAGCACUGUAACCAGUCAACCCAUGUGACCGACCUGUCAGACAUGCUGAACGUGAUCUUCACUGUGCUCUUCACUGUGGAGAUGGUCCUCAAACUCAUGGCCUUCAAAGCUAAGGGUUACUUUGGAGACCCUUGGAACGUCUUUGACUUUGUCAUCGUCAUCGGCAGUGUCGUUGACGUCAUCCUGAGUGAAGUCGAUGCAGCCCUGGCCUCCUCUGGAGGACUAUACUGUCUCCACGGCUGCGCUGAGGUGAACCCAAUGCAAGCGAUAGCAGAUUCUGAAAAUGCCCGUGUGUCAAUCACCUUCUUCCGACUGUUCCGUGUGAUGCGUCUGGUGAAACUGCUGAACCGUUCUGAAGGGAUCCGGAACCUUCUGUGGACCUUCAUCAAGUCCUUACAGGCCCUGCCCUACGUCGCCCUGCUCAUCCUCAUGCUGUUCUUCAUCUAUGCUGUGGUUGGGAUGCAGAUAUUUGGUAAGAUAGCGCUAAUAGACGGGACGUACAUCAACAGGAACAACAACUUCCAGACGUUCCCCCAUGCUGUGCUGCUGCUCUUCAGGUGUGCGACAGGUGAGGCGUGGCAGGAAGUAAUGUUGGCGUGUCUGUAUGGGAAGAGGUGUGACCCUAAGUCAGACUACCUGCCUGGGGAGGAGAUGACCUGUGGAGCCAGCUUCGCCAUCAUCUACUUCAUGAGCUUCUACAUGCUCUGUGCCUUCCUGAUCAUCAACCUGUUUGUGGCGGUCAUCAUGGACAACUUUGACUACCUUACACGUGAUUGGUCCAUACUGGGUCCUCAUCACCUGGACGAGUUCAGGAAGAUCUGGGCAGAGUACGACCCAGAGGCCACGGGGCGUAUUAAGCACCUGGACGUGGUGACUCUGCUGCGUAGGAUCCAGCCUCCUCUGGGUUUUGGAAAGUUCUGCCCCCAUAGAGUAGCCUGCAAGAGACUGGUGUCCAUGAACAUGCCACUCAACAGUGACGGAACGGUCACCUUUAACGCUACGCUGUUCGCACUGGUCAGGACCGCGCUGAAGAUCAAGACUGAAGGCAACUUUGAGAAGGCCAAUGAGGAGCUGAGGGCCAUCAUCAAGAAGAUCUGGAAACGCACCAGCAUGAAGCUGCUGGACCAGGUCAUCCCACCAAUCGGAGAUGAUGAGGUGACCGUGGGGAAGUUCUACGCCACCUUCCUGAUCCAGGACUACUUCAGGAAGUUGAAGAAGAGACAGGAGGAGUACUAUGGCUUCCGCCCCACCAAGAAGAACGCCAAGAAUGAGAUACAGGCAGGUCUGAGGAGCAUUGAGGAGGAGGAGGCUCCAGAGCUGCAGAGAGCCAUCUCCGGAGACCUGAUGAACGAGGAUGAGAUGGACAGAGCCAUGGAGGACGCAGCGGAGGAGGGUAUCUUCAGGCGGGCGGGCGGUCUGUUUGGGAACCACGUUGAUUCCUUCACCAUGGAGGAAGGAACCCGUGACCCUAAUGCUACACAGGUGACCAGCCAGCGGCCCCUGCAGAUGAGCAGAUCAGACGACGGGGAGGCUACCAGUUCACCUGCCUACCAUGCAAACGAGGACUUCUUCCCCUCAACACCUAACAAAACCAACAACAACAAUGUCAACAACAAUGCUGGGGAGAGCUUUUCAUGUGGGACAUAUGACCGGGUUCAGGUCUAUACCAUCUCAACCAGCAGAAGUCCCCCAGACAGAGACUGGCAGCUGCAGAUAGUAGCUGGACCCAGGCAGGACGCUGAGCCCCACAGAGAGCCGCUCAGCCUCCAGCAGGCCCAGGGCCCAGACAGCGCCUUCGAUACACUUAUACAGGAGGUCUUGAUAAACGGUGGGUUGGAGAGCUUGGCCAGGGACCCUCGUUUUGUGUCGGUGACGAAACGGGAAAUGGCUGAAGCGUUGAACUUUGACCCUCUGGAACUGGAAAGUUCCGCCACUGAGCUUAUGAAUGAUCGCAGAGGGAGCGUUGUCACAUGUCCAAUCAGGCCCCCUCGCAGAUCACAGAGAAAGGCCAACCAAUCAACAACACCCAGGGAUGUUGUGUAGGCCAAUAGGUCUGUCUUCCGUAGCAGCAUAAUAAAGAGACACGUGAAUGUAUUCAAAUGUAAGCAAGGUUUGAAAUUAUUAUGCUUUAGUCAAAUAUGAUAUCUGUUUUGGCUUCUUGCAGUCAAAUUGCAGUCUACAAAUGAUUUGUAAUUAUGUUCCGUUCCCCCGACCAUCACUCAAGAAAAAUCAUCAUGAGGCCGAAUCAAGCUGCCUCAUUGGGUGCCUUCAUAGCGAGUGAUAUCAUCUGAUUGGUUAAGCAGGCUUUAUGAAUCCAGUGUUGUCGUGAUAUUCUGACUUUGGAUGAUUUCUCUCUUGGUUGAUUUAAAGACUUUCCCUGGGAGAGAGCAGACUUACGAUAUGUGAACAUUUCUUUACCAUGUUAUGUUCACAGAACAGACUCCUGUUCGGACAUACGUUGAGUUCAGGUGAACAUCCCGUCGUCCCGAUUUAAACAUGUUCUCAAGUCUCAACUUAAGGAAGUUUUGCUGGCAUAAAAUGUCGGCCCUGUUUAAAAACUAGUGUAUUUCCCUCCAUCCUUGAAGUAAUCACUAAUGCACCUGUAGUUGGGUAGGUACUGAAUACGGUUGUGUGAGUGAUUAGCUCAAAGAGGAAGGGAAGUGUUUUCUAAGUAUUCUUGCAGGGUCCGGACGUUACAUUUCAGGGGACAUUCUUUGAAUUCUGUCAUGACGACAAGGCAAGAUAUAGCUGGGUCAGGAAGUCUCUGGGCUGGAUCAUGUACAGUGGGGCAAAAAUGUAUUUAGUC
This is a messenger RNA of Oncorhynchus kisutch (coho salmon), 6550 nucleotides long. RefSeq names its product dihydropyridine-sensitive L-type skeletal muscle calcium channel subunit alpha-1-like. The transcript is spliced from 42 exons. Gene Ontology annotation, molecular function: high voltage-gated calcium channel activity; calcium ion binding. Gene Ontology annotation, biological process: calcium ion import across plasma membrane. Gene Ontology annotation, cellular component: membrane; voltage-gated calcium channel complex. Bases 289 to 5787 code for a protein of 1832 amino acids. NCBI's taxonomy places the organism in Eukaryota, Metazoa, Chordata, Actinopteri, Salmoniformes, Salmonidae. The record is from RefSeq and is a predicted model, not a curated record.